AUGAAUUAUAUGCCAAACAAAGAACCAACGUCCCAGUAUCACCAUCUCCCGAUUCCAUCACCGGGCUUAGUAUCCUGCAGAACAUUUGACGACCUUUUCAAUACAUCCGAACUUGUUUUCAUCGAACGGGUCAACAAUUAUUUGCACAAUUCAACUCCUAAUAAAGAAAUGCACAUUGCAAAAAUUUGUUCAAACACCUUUGGACGCUUAAUCGAUGAAGAUAUGAUCGUUUAUGUUUUAAGUUUGUUUAAAAAUGGUUUUUUACCGAAAUUUGAUGUGUAUUCAAAUGUUAGUGCUAUUAUCAAUAUCUAUGCUGCACAGAACAAUUUGAACACGUUGAGCAACAAUGUAUUAUCUCCUGUAUCUGGAAAAUGUUGCAUUGAAUGUGGCAAAUAUUUUUCUCGACUGUGUUCCAAAAAGGUGACAAUUUAUGAAUUUGAUGGAACAAUUAAUAAUGGUUUAAUUUUUUACUAUUACUGUUCUCACACUAAGACAGAAAAAUGCAAACAAUCAGCAACAAAGCAUUAUCCGAAUUUUAUCUCAUCAAUUAAUGGAAAACUUCUUACCAGAGAAUCGUUUCAAAACACAGAGUAUUUCCAUAUUGGUGGUGAUGCCGUGUUUUCAAAAAAAUUAAUGUUGCAAUUUGAAACUCUUCUCAUUACAUCUCAUACAAAUUUCCAAGGUUUUAUCAAUUCUUAUAAUUUAUUACAUGAAUAUGAAUGCAACGACCAUCGUUUCGCUGAACGUCGAAUAUUUUCUCAAAUAUGGAUAACUUAUCAAGUAAUCACGUUGGCAUUCUUUAUGGGAUAUGAUCAAAUUACACUGCCAUCUACUAUGGAUCGACAAGAUAAUGAUUCAUUCUUUUAUUCAAUAUUUCAACCUUUGUAUCCACUCUUCGUGAAAUUUUGGCUGAAUCAUGCUGAAUACAAACCUUGCAGUUUAUAUUGUUCACGUGCUUUGGUGGUCGAUGGUAAUCAAAAAAUACGCAGAAGGAUAUGCCUUGAUAAGACACACACAAUUUCCACAGCAGAAAUAUCUUCGAUUAACGUUGGUUGUGAUCAAACCCCGUUGUACAAAUCAAUGUAUUGUAAAGAACAUUCGCCUAAAGAAGUAUCACGAUUAUUGCCGAAUUACAAACAUAUAGCCAACAAUCCAAUUCUCACAUCGAAAGCUAAAGCAAAAUCAAGAAUCAACAAAACGAAUCAACAUUCACAAACUGUGAUUAUAGAACAUGAAGCUAUUAGUUGCUCAACUUUAAAGGAAAAGCCAAAAGCAUAUGUUGAUAAAUGUAUGCGCUCCUUCGGCGUCGUUGUGUACACGACAAAUUGCAAUGUUACCGUAGCAUUUAAUGAAAUCUUUAGAUCCGAAACGAUCAAAGAAAUCCUGAAUGGAUUGAUAUCAAUCGUAAACAUCUCACCAUCUCUUCCUCCAUGCAUUGUCUAUGAUGACGCCUGCCAUUUGAUACGUCGUUUAAUUGAUGGACAAGUAAAAAAUGAAUUUAAUGUUACACCAGCCAUCUUGUAUCUUAAUACAAAGACAUACAACAUAGAUAGAAUGCACCUCAUUAAUCACAGAGACAAAUGGUGUCGGAAACAUUUAGAUCCUAAAACCAAUCCAUUAUUGAACAAUAUCAACACUGAAUCCUGCGAACAAUUGUUUAGCUGGAAUAACGGUUAUGCCACUGCAUUUACCAAUAUGAACCAAUCACGUUGCCGCCUUAUGAUCUUAAUCACGUUUCAUUUACGAAAUUGUUAUUUAAAGAAGAUCAAUCCACAUUCAUUCGACACAGGAAAACUAAUUGUUACAAAAAAUCGACCUUUAAUAAUUUAG
Adineta ricciae is the source of this 1830-nucleotide messenger RNA. NCBI's taxonomy places the organism in Eukaryota, Metazoa, Rotifera, Eurotatoria, Adinetida, Adinetidae. The record is from the annotation of a GenBank genome assembly.